AUGAAUUUUUUGACGCCCGUGAGGUGUUUGCUUCAAUGUCUGACUCAGGCUUCGAUUGCUCCCCAGAAGACUGUAUUGGCCCGUGAAGAAAACAUGAAGUUCAGCAGGUCCACUAAUUCAAUGUUUCAGGUCUACAAGAGAGGAACAGUUGGAAGAUCCAAUUAUAUUGAUGCAUACACGGGAAGGUUUGGAGUUCCACAUAUGGCUUUCAACUCCAUUAAUUCAACCAUAAACAAUGGUGGUUUAUUGAACAGUGGUGUUUGGGCUCCACCACAACCAAUUCAGCGAAUGCGGACGUAUACAAGGGUCUACAAAAGAGGAGCUAUUGGAAGAUCAAUUGAUAUUACUUCAUAUUUAGGGUAUGAUGAGCUUAAACAAGAUCUUGCUCGAAGGUUUGGUAUCGAGGGUCAACUGGAUGGUCAACAGAGAAUUGGGUGGAAACUUAUGUAUGUGGAUCAUGAGAACGACAUUCUCCUUGUUGGGAAUGACCCUUGGGAUGGGUUUAAUGUGACAGGUGUGAAGCCUGGCAGCAUCAAAUAUGUUCCUGGAGCAGAAGCACUUGUUGUUAGAGUGGUCUCUUCUGUGGACAACAAGUUGGAAGUCAAGCAACGAUUUCUUGAGAUCUUUCAAGAGGAAAAUUACCCUGUGGAGUUUGGGUAUAAGUCUAAGGUUAUAACAACCGAUGCUCGUGUAGAUACCGACAUCUGGCGAAAGAUGGUACAGGUUGCUGUGAAGGGGCAACUACAGGCUUAUUAUAAUUGGGCUAUUGCCAUAUCUGAUAGAGGCAAACUCCAUGGACGUACAAAGGAAGCUGAAGAACUAUGGAAACAAGCAACAAAGAAUUAUGAAAUAGCUGUCAAACUAAACUGGAACAGUCGACAGGCUCUUAACAACUGGGGACUUGCUUUACAGGAAUUAUGUGCAAUUGUUCCUGCCCGUGAAAAACAGACUAUAGUAAGAAGUGCAAUCAGUAAGUUGCAAUUUGACUUCCACAGAGCAAUUUACAACCUUGGCACUGUUCUGAUCAUAUGGAUUAGCAGAAGACACAUCAAGAACUUGGAGAUAUUCUACAUAUGUAAGGGGGCCAACCACUUCCAUUUGAUAGCAGCUAGUAAUUACCUGAAAGAGGCUGGUGAUGCUCAUGGCACUGUCAAAAUUCAAAUAUCCAUAGUCAUGGAUAUGUUACCUGAAGUAAGACCUCUUAAUCCUAAAAUUUAUCUGUAUGAGACAAGUCUUGAGCAAUUAAGAGCUGAAAGUUGUAAUAAACUCAAAGUUUUGAAGUUUUUGAUGGAAAAGGAUAGUGUUAAUGCUCUUCAUAAGAAACGAAUGGCUACUGGAGAUCGACGACAACGGCAAACGAUAGUGGUGGCGGCAACAACAAACGAUGGAGAUUUGGCAGUGGCGAUAUGCCAAAAAACUGAAGAGAAAGCUGGUGGUUUUUGGCCAGAUUCAAUGGGCGGACUCAUGUUGCCGACGACUUUUAGAGAAAGAGGGGUAAAAUUGAGGUCGACGGCUAGAGUUUUAAACAACCAGAAGAUAACGGAUGAAGAAGAGGAUUUUUAG
Molecule: messenger RNA, 1563 nt
Organism: Lactuca saligna
Lineage: Eukaryota; Viridiplantae; Streptophyta; Magnoliopsida; Asterales; Asteraceae
Source: the annotation of a GenBank genome assembly